Messenger RNA from Pyrus x bretschneideri (Chinese white pear), 735 nucleotides. RefSeq lists its product as uncharacterized. The coding region runs from base 1 to 735 and encodes 244 amino acids. NCBI's taxonomy places the organism in Eukaryota, Viridiplantae, Streptophyta, Magnoliopsida, Rosales, Rosaceae. The transcript has 2 exons. The record is from RefSeq and is a predicted model, not a curated record.
AUGGUAGAUGAAUCACGUGAUAUUUCAACAAAUGAGCAAAUGGCGGUGAUUUUGCAUUAUAUGGACAACAAGGGUCAAGUAAUUGAAAGGUUCAUGGGAGUCCAACAUGUUACCGAAACAACUUUAAGUAAACUAAAAGAGUCCAUUGAUGAGUUCUUGAAACUACAUGAUUUGAGCUACUCCAACCUACAAGGUCAAGGUUAUGAUGGUGCGAGUAAUAUGAGAGAUUGCUACAAUGAUAGUGCUGGUGAAGCAAAAUGGUUAUUAAAAGAUUUACAAUCUUUUGAUUUUGUGUUCCUUCUCUUUUUGAUGAAAUCCAUAUUAGGAGUUGGAAACGAUUUGUCACAAGCAUUGCAAAAAAAAGAUCAAGAGAUUGUGAAUGCAAUGGCUUUAGUCAAGACAUGUAAAGAACAACUACGUUGCAUGAGGAAUGAUGAAAAUUUUGAUCUUUUGGUUGAUAAAGUAUCAUCUUUUUGUGUUGAACAUGAAAUUGAGGUGCCUAAUAUGGAUGAUUUAUAUGUCAUUCAAGGGAAGUCAUUGCGUAAGGCUCCAAGAAAGACCAAUAUUCAUCAUUACAAAGUGGAGCUCUUUUUUGAGGGCAUUGAUUUCCAACUUACAGAAAUAGAUGAUCCCUUCGCUGAAGGUAAUACUGAAUUGCUUAUUUUCUUGGCAUGUUUGAGUCCGAAUGAUUCAUUUGUAGUUUUUGAUAAAGAGAAGCUUGUUCGCCUUGCUUAG